Messenger RNA from [Candida] anglica, 1841 nucleotides. The record is from the annotation of a GenBank genome assembly. NCBI's taxonomy places the organism in Eukaryota, Fungi, Ascomycota, Pichiomycetes, Serinales, Debaryomycetaceae.
UCACCUGACAUCCAUUGUUUACUCCACCAUGACACCUUCUGCCAAGCUCAUAGUGCCUCUGGUAGUACCGCUACUAGCCAAGCUUCCAAAGGGCUCGACCAGGACACUUCCGGUGCUCUGCCCCGAGAAUAAACUUCUCCACAAGUUCGAGUGUUUGACAGACCUCGAGGAGAACAUUCCAACCAUCUGCCACAGCGCUAAUGUCGGAUUUGUCGAAUGGUCGCAGACCCCUUACACCCACAAGAUCUCCGUGUUUAAGAGAGCGGCCGAGUUGCUUGCCCAGAGAAAGGAUGCGUUUGUAGACGGCCAUUUGGCCAUUGGAGGGCCCGGAUGGUUUGCCAAUUUCAACGUGGAUGGAGCCAUCAAACAGAUCGAACAGUACGUCGCAUGUAUGUCUGCUCCCGACGGAGUGAUCCCCAAGACGUCAGCUACCCGGCUAGCCCUUACUCGUAGAAGACCAUUGGGCCCGGUGCUCGCUAUCUCGCCAUGGAAUGCCCCGGUCAUUUUGGGUGCGAGGGCCAUUGCCGCCCCACUAGCGGCUGGAUGUUCAGUGGUAGCAAAGUCAUCGGAGAAGUCUCCCAUGUUGUCUUACUUGCUAGUGAAAUGCUUCCAUGACGCCGGGGUACCGAGCGAGGCCUUGCAAUUGGUACACGUGGCCCCAGAAGACACGGUAGAGGCCACCGAACGGUUCUUGGCAUCCCGGCACAUCCGUAAGGUCAACUUCACGGGGUCAACUGAAGUUGGUCGUCAGAUUGCCAUGGUUGCUGCCAAACAUUUGAAACCGUACCUCUUAGAGUUGGGGGGCAAAAAUUGUGCCAUUGUCGCCAAGGAUGCUGACUUGGACGUUGCAGUGCCCACCAUUGUAAAUAACUCGUGGCUCCACAAGGGCCAGAUCUGCAUGUCCACCGAUAAAGUGUACGUCCAUUCCGAUCGAUACGAUGACUUUAAAGCCAAGUGUCUUGACGUAGCUCGACAGGUGUGCGCCACCAAUCCAGACAUGAAGAUCAAAUCGAGAGACUCACUGGUGGAGGGCAAAGUUCAGCUUCAAUUGGAAGAUGCCAUUGAGAAGGGGGCCACUGUUCUAUUCCAAGACCCACACGGUCCAACCAUCUUGGAGCAGGUAACUCCAGAUAUGUUGAUCUACUCACACGAGACGUUUGGACCCGUGUUCAGCAUCUACCAAUACGAGGAUAUAGAUACGGUUGUUGACAUGGUCAAUUCUGACGGAUAUGGCUUAAAGGCGUCCAUCUGGUCUGCAGACAGAUUGACAGCAAUUGAAACCGCUUCCAAGAUUCAAUGUGGUGGGGUUCAUAUCAAUGGAUCUUGUAUCCAUGACGAGGCUACAAUCCCACAUGGUGGGGUGAAGGAGAGUGGGACUGGGAGAUUCAACUCUACCUGGGGGGUAGAGGAGUUCACUUAUAUCCAGACUACGACAGUCAACUAAGAAACCAGGGGGUGUAUAAAUUAUGUAAUACAAACUUUUCUUUCUAAAUAUCUAUAAUGCUGGACAGAGACGGGUAUUCAGACACUAAGUAGUGACCUGCUCUUCUCGUAGACCAAUUCCUCGCCAGAGGAACAAGGCCUCCACGGCUAGUGGCCGACGGAGUGCCAGCGGAGCGACUUACAGCCCCGCAGGGAAGAGAUUCAGACAGCCCUACGGGGUCUAUAAGCCGCUCCGCUGGCCCCUGCUCGGGGAGAGCCACUGCGUGGUGCCUAGCUCCUCUACGAGGAGACUGCUGGAGAGAGGUGGAAUUCCUCGGUAGAGGAACAAGGCCCCCACGGCUAGUGGCCCACGGAGUGCCAGCGGAGCGGCUCACAGACUCGAUAGGGGCCCGGCUCCU